CACCCACCCAACUCUCUCUCUCCUCGUGCAUGCACUUCUGAUGCACCACUACCAUACACAAGCACCUAGUGCCCUGCCCUGCUUUUUCCCGCACGUCUUUCUUACAUUCCUAUUUUUCAUUCUCUUCACUUUGCAUGUAUUCCUUCUUCAUUCAUUUAUUCCACCAAUCCUCUGUCACGGCGGAGAACUCUUCCCUUCGGCGGCCUCUUCUUCCACCUGUCACCACCACCGACAACUACUCUGCACAUCACCAUUUGCUUCCAUGUACAGUGUUUUCUAGAUUUUACCGCUCUAUCCGUAUCCUUUGUGGUAUCUUCUAUGAAACAGGUAUCUUGGAUACUACUUUUGCUCAGUGGAGUAGUUGGUUUGAUGUUUUAUGUUUUAAAUCAUGAAACCUUGUGGAUUAUAUUAGGGAUUUAUGACAUUGGGCAAAGUCAACAGAUCUGCAGAAAAUACAGAUGCUGCUUAAGGAUUAAUGUGAAGUGGGAGAGGAAUGGGUUCGAGGGAGUGCAUGAAUGAGCUCUGCCGGGCUAAUUUGACAGUUCAGUGUAAGAAAGGCUGGCCGCUGCGCUCCGGUGAACUUUCCUCGCUCUGUAGUACAUGCGGGACUGCUUAUGAACAACUAGUCUUCUGUGACAUGUUCCACUUGAAUGCCACGGGUUGGAGGGAGUGCAGUUCUUGUGGCAAGCGUCUUCACUGUGGAUGUAUUGCUUCCAGCUCUUGGAUUGAACUGCUAGAGAGUGGCGGUGUAUGCUGCAUCAACUGUGUGAAAAGUUCACAGAUUGAAAUGAUGCCAAUUCAAGAAAAAGAUAAAGGAUGUGGUACUGCAAAUAGUGGAGGUGAAGAGCAGUCAAUGUCAGGGGGAUGUGACACCCAGAGACCAAUAAAUAUGGUGUUUGAUGAUGAUCCUGGAAAUAUUGCUCAUAAACCUUCUUUGUCAUCCCAAAAUGAUACCAGACGCAAGCCACUCUCCCAACUAAAAUUGGAAGACAUUUUUCAUUCCACAGGAGAAUCUGGAAGCAUGCUUCCAACAAGCUGGAACCAAGAAUUAUUAGAUUUGCCUCAACACCCCAUAUAUCGGUAUUAUAACGGAGUGCCUGGAUCACCAGUUCAAACAAACUUAAGUAUAUCACUGUGUGCCCGUUUAGGCAAUGCAAGUGCCAUUGGUACUGGUGGGACAUCACUCAAUGAAAGGAAAUUGGGAAAGUUGAUAUCUUCCAAUGUACAAGGGUCUGGCCAUCUUUUACCCAAUCCACCAAAAUAUAUCAAUGCUUCUGGAUGGGAGACAACUAGCGGCAUGGUCCCACAAAUACCUGUUGCCAGGCCUCCUGUUGAAGGAAGGAUAAAGAAUCAGAUGCUUCCACGUUACUGGCCCAGGAUAACUGACCAGGAAUUGCAGCAAAUUUCUGGAGACUCAAAUUCCACCAUUAUACCAUUGUUUGAGAAGGUCUUGAGUGCUAGUGAUGCAGGUCGAAUUGGGCAUUUGGUACUUCCAAAGGCGUGUGCUGAAGCAUAUCUUCCGCCGAUUUCACAACCAGAAGGACUCCCUCUAAAGAUUCAGGAUAUAAAUGGAAAGGAGUGGGUGUUCCAGUUCCGGUUUUGGCCAAACAAUAAUAGCAGGAUGUAUGUUUUGGAGGGUGUAACCCCCUGCAUACAAUCCAUGCAAUUACAAGCUGGAGAUACUGUAAUUUUCAGUCGUAUGGAUCCCGAAGGAAAGCUUUUGAUGGGGUUCAGAAAAGCAUCAAGUGCCAUCCCAGCUCAGGAUGCCAACUUAGGCGUCAUGCCUUGUGGGAUCUCUUCAAGUGAAACUGUCUUCUCAGCUGUCACGGAGAAUGUACCCUCAAUGAGUGGCUAUUCUGGCUUGCUACAAUCUUCCAGUGGAAGCAGAGAUGUUUUUUCGAAUGCAUCUAAUAAACAUAUGUAUGGUGGUGAUAUGAACUGGGACUUCACUGAGAAGGUUGGGAAAAACAAUGGGGACAGUCCACAUUCCUUAUCUCUUAUCACUCCGGGACGCAAAAGAAGCCGAAAUGUAGGUUCAAAAAGUAAGAGGCUGCUUAUUAAUAGGCAAGAUGCUUUUGAGUUGAAGCUUUCAUGGGAAGAGAUACAAGAUAUGCUCCGUCCACCACUUAGUGCCAGACUCACUACUGUUAACAUCGAGGACCACGAAUUUGAAGAAUAUGAAGAACCGCCUGUUUUUGCAAAGAGAAGCAUUUUUACAGUUCGCCUAUCUGGGGAGCAGGAACAAUGGGUUCAAUGUGAUAACUGCUUGAAAUGGAGAAGGCUGCCAGCUGAUUAUCUUCUACCACCUCAGUGGACAUGUCAGGAAAACAUUUGGGAUCUUUGCAGGUGUUCAUGUUCUGCAUCGGAUGAGUUAGCACCCCAGGAGCUUGAGUUCCUUCUUAAAUCGGACAUAGAGAGGAACAAACAAAGAACUGAAAUGAACCACAAGACAGUAAACGCAAGAGGUCCUUCCGAUAGUAGAGUUGAUGAGCAGGAGCUAGUGUCCACCUCAGUAGCAACAACUACAAGACACCCUAGACAUCGCCCUGGCUGCUCUUGCAUUGUCUGCAUCCAGCCUCCCAGUGGAAAGGGAAAGCACCAGCCUUCCUGUAUGUGCAACGUUUGCCUGACUGUUAAGCGCCGUUUCAAGACACUAAUGAUGCGCAAAAAGAAACGCCAAUCAGAACGGGAAGCUGAACUUGCUCAUAUGAAUAAUUUUUUAUGGGAUCCAGCCAAGCAGGAGGAGGUGGCAGAGGUGGAGGAUGGUAUUUUUCUUGGAC
Cuscuta europaea is the source of this 2780-nucleotide messenger RNA. NCBI's taxonomy places the organism in Eukaryota, Viridiplantae, Streptophyta, Magnoliopsida, Solanales, Convolvulaceae. The record is from the annotation of a GenBank genome assembly.